This is a messenger RNA of Acanthoscelides obtectus, 552 nucleotides long. Lineage: Eukaryota; Metazoa; Arthropoda; Insecta; Coleoptera; Chrysomelidae. The record is from the annotation of a GenBank genome assembly.
AUGAAAAACUUUACCCUGGAUAUGAUAAAGAACAAAAUAAAAGCCAUCAGAGAUACCUAUCACUUGGAGAAAAAUAAAAUAACAAAGUAUAAGAAAUCUGGGGCAUUACCAGAUGACUUAUACACGCCAAGACUUGUUUGGUUUAAUGAAGCCGCUACAUUCCUAGAGUACUGCGCUGGUAGAGAACCUUCUAGUAGUCUGGAUAAAUCAGAAAUGUCCUCAGUUGAGUCUUCCGAAGAUAUAGAUGGUGGCGAACUUGAGGGAACUUCAUGAAAAACAUUCGUACCAGCAAAAUCCAGUAGUGAGGGAAGAAGCAUACCAAGUAUUAAAAGGAAGAAACAAAAAGAUGUCCCAGAUCAUAUUUCAAGCGCAAUGGAAAAACUGGAGGAUCUCAAAAAGAUUGUACAGGAAAAAGAUUAAUUUGACUGUUUUGGCAUGAAUAUAGCACACCAAUUAAGAAAUUUGUCUAUACAACGAGUUCUAAAAUGCCAGACAGAAUUCCAGCAAAUAUUAAUGAGUGAGCGACUAGAGUAUGAAAGGGAAAAAUCUUCG